Messenger RNA from Leptinotarsa decemlineata (Colorado potato beetle), 1363 nucleotides. RefSeq lists its product as uncharacterized. NCBI's taxonomy places the organism in Eukaryota, Metazoa, Arthropoda, Insecta, Coleoptera, Chrysomelidae. The record is from RefSeq and is a predicted model, not a curated record.
UAUUUUUACCAUUAUUCCCGACGAGUACCGCGAAUCGAUUGCUCAUGCAAUCAGUUCUAAAGCUGCAAUGUCCAAUUCGAAAGUACUAACAGAUAUCAAGCGCCUGUUACUCAAAUCCUUGGGCUACGAUUUCGAUAUCGUCGAUCAGAGGAUUUCAACCCUUACCGCACCAGGAGAACACUAUGGAUCGGUGAUGCUGGCUCUGGAUUUGAUAGUAAUGAAGACAAACGAGAAGAAAGAAACAGAAUCUUUAAGUUUAGUGGCGAAGCUUUUACCUAAAAGCGAGUUGCUGAGAAUAGCGUUUGAUGUGGAAGUAACAUUCAAAAAAGAAGUCCUAGCUUACACUGAAGCUAUGCCGGCAAUCGUGGAUUUCCAAAAGGAGUUCGGAGUGCCACAGGAACGAUGCUUCGACACACUCUUUCCUAAAUGCUACGGAGCUAGGGUGAGCCUGGACGAGAACAGCAACAGAGUUGACGAAGGUGCAGUACUUAUUUUCGAAAAUCUCAAAACGAAGGGUUUUUACACUGAAGACAGGCUAAAGGGGUUCGAUUUUGAUGCCGCCAAGAUUGUUCUGGAAGAUUUAGCCAAUUUUCACGCUUCUACCAUCGCUUUGAAAAUUAUCAGACCGAAAGUUUUCGAUGAAAAAAUCAGACCCUGCCUUGUGAAGAACGGGGGAAUGGAAAGAUGGCCUGAAAAAGUUCAGCGAGCUUUUAAUGAUUCCAUAAUGGAGGGUGCAAGGGAAGCACUACUUCCAGAAUCAUACCAAGAAAAACUGCAGUACGUUUGUAACUAUGCUGCGUCACACCCUCCGGUUAAUCGACCGACUCCAAAUGAACCCUGGGGUGCUCUAUGCCAUAUGGACUUUUGGACAAGCAAUACCAUGCUGUUGAGGAAUGACAAAGACGCUCCUAUAAAAAGUAAAAUUGUAGAUCUGCAGCUUAUUACAUAUGAAAGUUGCGUUCGGGACUUGGUAUUUUUUCUUUACACCAGCGUGAAGAACGAGGUUUUGGAAAAACAUUUCGACGACUUUUUGAAAAUAUACCACGAGAGGUUUUUGAUGAUCCUAAAAGAUUUUGAUUUUGAUUUGGCACCUUUCUCUUGGGAAUUCUUUCAAAAGGAACUCGACGAAGUGGCGAAAACUGAAAUCUUCCACAUCCUGAUGAUGUUGAAGCCCAUCUGCACCGAGAAAGAUAAAGUGCAGAAUAGCGCAGAGAAUUUUCAGGAUUCCGAUUGGACCAGAAAGGAUUUACUGGGGCCCAAUCAUAGGCGAAAGUUGAGAGAUACGGUUUUGGCCCUCGUUAAAAGAGGAUGGUUGUGAAAAAAUGUGUUGAAUAUAUUCGUAAAAUACAUUUAUAAAGCACCA